UGCAGGUGACAGAUCCUGCCACUACUUAGCACUGCUUGUUGGACAGCCUCGUGAUCUUUUCUCGCUGUCCUGCUACCACCACCUCGAGCUUUUCUGCAUUGAUACCCUUUACUAUUCCUGCGUCUGACGCCAGGCGCAGCACUUAAUGAUCAAGUUUGUGAACAACCUGAAUCUGACGCCUCGUUCAGUUUCACAUGUCACGGCCUCACCCUUUACUCUCCUUUGAGGUAGACACCUCAGGACAGGAUACUUCCAGCAAAGACGACAGUUUUGAUUCGGAUGUCCGGAAAUCUUGGUAUCAUUACCUACCACUAUGCUUACUACUUUUCCUCAUGGUGGCUCCUCAUCCUUCAUUGCUCAUUGUCCUCGUAAAUCACUAUCUUUUUACAUUGAACAAGCCCAUAGUUUGCGUUAUUCAUACGCUGAUCAUUUAUACCCUCGAAUUCCUUGCCUUUUGUUCUUUGAUGGUUUGCGUAGCUCGUGAUCCCGGUCCAGUACACUUUGAUGCUUCCGACCACGAUUCUACCGACCAGCGUGAAGAUAUGGGCCUCGCGGAAGCUUUGAUGACCAUGGGGAACACAGAUGACGAUUGUAGUCCUGAAAAGUUUUGUCGGAAAUGUUGGGUACCUAAACCGGAGCGUGCGCAUCAUUGCAGCAUCUGUGGUCGUUGCGUUUUGAAGAUGGGUGAGUUUAUACACUUCAGGCAACUACGCUGGAGGCUUAACAUACUAGAUCAUCAUUGUCCUUGGCUUGGAGCUAAAUGCGUCGGAUAUAGAACAUACCCAGCAUUUGUUCAUUUCUUGACUUGCAUCACCGCUUUCUCCGCAUAUACCACUAUUAUAUCUAUUUCUGCAUUCUGGUGGUCUUUCAAUAAUCCACUUCUGGUUUUGGACCAGUCUACCCCCGUUCAUGAAUUAUUACUCGCCGCUGCCGGCGUGAUUUUUACUCUGGUUGUUGGUUCCUUCUGGGUGUACCAUGUUUACCUCAUUACUACUAACCAGACUACUGUCGAAGCCAUCUCACCAUUCUUGUUAUUGAGAUAUAUCCCUCCAUUACCGGCGUCCAUGAAGUUGUCUGAUCCCCCAAUGGAGGACGAGUUGUCAUACAAUCAACGCAGAGUGGUUCGUGACGCACAUAACUCCGUGCGUAUGUACGAUGUCGGGUGGCGGAGGAACUGGGCGCAAGUUUUUGGAUGGAGUAAGCCGCGAGGAUGGAUUUAUCUUCUCCUCAUCGGCGGCGAGGGGAACAGUGAUGGGCGGUCAUUCCCGCGCAACCCACGCUCGCAGGUGAUGUUAUCCCAACUCGCGGCGCGCCUCGAGAAGGAGGCUUGAAAUGGAACUGUUGGGUGCCUUGGUGUACAUGCUCCUUAAAGUAUUACAACCUGAUGUACUUCUGUGAGAAUGGACAACAAACGGACAGUGUGCAUGGACGGUAUUUAAUGCUGGGUUAAAGCGCUGCAGAACAGGUCAACUUUGGCCAAAAUCUACUUUAUUUUUUGAUCUGUCCACAAUACGUUAACCGAAUCUGCAGGUGAUAUGCUAUUUACACAUUUCUAUUGGGAAGUUAAGGUCCUUUUUCACGCCUUUAGCUCAGGUGCUCAUCACAUCUACGUAGGCAGAAUUUCUAGCUCGUGUCGCUGUUAUAUAAUUCCGUUACUCACCCAUCCCUUUGGGGUGGUAUUGUUUCUGUGUGAUAAGUUGUACCUUCAAAGGCGUGGAGAUAAGCGCUGC
This is a messenger RNA of Suillus paluster, 1730 nucleotides long. RefSeq lists its product as uncharacterized. Bases 195 to 1331 code for a protein of 378 amino acids. The transcript is spliced from 7 exons. Gene Ontology annotation, biological process: protein targeting to membrane; peptidyl-L-cysteine S-palmitoylation. Gene Ontology annotation, cellular component: Golgi apparatus; endoplasmic reticulum. The record is from RefSeq and is a predicted model, not a curated record. Gene Ontology annotation, molecular function: protein-cysteine S-palmitoyltransferase activity. NCBI's taxonomy places the organism in Eukaryota, Fungi, Basidiomycota, Agaricomycetes, Boletales, Suillaceae.